Molecule: messenger RNA, 444 nt
Organism: Nannizzia gypsea CBS 118893
Lineage: Eukaryota; Fungi; Ascomycota; Eurotiomycetes; Onygenales; Arthrodermataceae
Exons: 4
Coding region: 1-444 (147 amino acids)
Source: RefSeq, a predicted model, not a curated record
AUGGCAUCUUCUGGUCAACAGAUGGGCGUUGAUCCCAAUCAAACAAAUCAAUACCAAACUGCUGGAGAAACGAUGGAAAACUCCAGCGACCCUUUUGCCGACAGACGAGGAUCGGACAGUUUUGGCAAGACCACUUCCGUACCUGAGCGUAAGGGAAGUGAGGGUUCAGCUCUUGGGUCCUCCCUAGGAUCAUCGCCACCAAGAGACAGACGGAUGAGCAAAGAAUGGGACGCUGCACAAGUGCCCCCAUCGAGGUUUCAGAAGAAAGAAGGGAGCAUUUUCUCCACCGCAGGCUCCCGGGAUAGCCAUAUCACCAGAAAGGAUAGGGAUUCCCUAUAUCAUGCCAAGUUGAAGGAGAAGGUUGGUAUUGGCCUAUUUGCACUGUGGCUGGGACUGAGAGGGGCACUUUUCGUACUUUUAUGGCUAAAGAUUGCUCCCCCAUGA